Messenger RNA from Phasianus colchicus (ring-necked pheasant), 4493 nucleotides. The record is from RefSeq and is a predicted model, not a curated record. Lineage: Eukaryota; Metazoa; Chordata; Aves; Galliformes; Phasianidae.
GCCCCCGGGGGGGAACUUCUGCACCUGGGGGUGCCCCCAUCCCAGGGGAGGCCCUCCCCCCUUCGCCCCCCGCCACUGCAGCUCUCCUCAAUCAGAGGAAUCGUUCCUUUUCCCACGCACUGAGUGCGCCCAGCCAUCGCCCACCUGCCCCACAAACCCUUCCUGGUCCCCGCAGCCCCCCCACCAUGGGAAGAGGGGCUGUGGGGGUGUCACAGGGCAAACGUUAUUUAAUUUCUGCACUAAUGGUCAGUUAGUUAAAACCCCUGCUGACCAAAGAAACCAUCGCACCGUGGGCACGGCUCAGAGCUCCCACCUCUCCCAGCUGCUCCAGGCCAUAAACCUGCAUCAGCAGCCCUAACCCCCCGCCACGUGCAGGGUCGCAACCAGCAGCCCAGGCUGCCCAGAGCCACAUCCUAUGGCCUGAAACACCUCCAGGGGUGGGGAAUCCACAGCUUCCCUGCGCAACCGGAGAGGUCAGCGCCCUGGGAGCGAGGCCAGGAGAACGUGCUGUCACAUAACCACAACAGAGGGAUGGAUGCUGGUGUCUCCGUCUUUAUAAGGACACAGAGCAGAUGCUUCAGCUCAGCUCAGCACAGCAGAGGCCCAUUUGGGUUCCCCCCUCCAAGUUACACAGCGAGGAACGACUCCGAGCUUUUGUGAGGACGGCUGCGGGCCUUCAUCCAGCUCUCACCAGAUGGGCACAGAGACCCUCCCAUGUUUUGUGACACACAGCGUGCAGCCGACGUCUCAGAAAUGCCCUGGCUACGCGCACACAGCGCCCACAGCCCUGCGGCCGCUGCUCCCCUCGGGGUGCACAAUGGGUGCAGCGACCCCCUGAGCUCCCAGCGCUGCGUUAAAGCAAUUCCUGCUUGGCAUAACCCACUGCCACGCCGCGUUACCGCUCGGAUCCCCCAGCUUCACUUCUCUCCUCCUCCCGUCUGACUGCUGGAGGGCAGAUCAUCACCCCCUGUCUGCACCCCUGCUGUGUUGCCUGCAGCACUGGUGAAGAAACUGCAAGGUUUACACUGAGUUUGCAACAUACGCUGCUCAUUUACCCCUGUAUAGCCCCGUCCGUGACCAUGGUAGGGUCACUAAUCAACAAAUAAAUCAAGAUCUUAGAAUUGUCAGGGUAAGAAUAGAUGAGAAACGAGUGCUGAAAUGCUUGAGCAGAGAUUUUGGCUAUUGGAUAAGAGUAGGUGCACGUGUCUUUUCAGAGAAUUAAGGUAAAGAAUUCAGAUGACCUGAGGCAUGACGAACGGGGACAAUGUGUUAUGGAAGGAACCAAAAGGGACGAUGAGCACGUUGUUAUCCCCCCUUUUUGCUAUGAAGUCACCCCUGAAAAAGUGUAUAAAUACGCUGUGUGUAUGUUGGGUCUGGGGACACUUGCUAGAAGUGACCCGACCCUGCUGUUGCAGCGGAGUCUGAUCUAAUAAAGCUCCGUGAUGAACAGCUGAGUUCGAGUCUCACUGCAAUCCCGUCUCUGAGUUCGAGUCCCACCUACAAGGCUGUCUCCAACAAGCACCCAGCCCUUCAGAUGCUCUGCUCCGUUUCCCGUCCCAUUGGUUGCACUCCCUGCUUCCUUCCUCCCACCCCUAUCAGAGCUUCCUCAAUGCUGGGCAGGCGGAUGGCACGGCUGCACGGCUGCCCCCAGCUCCACAGAGCCGCUUUGCUGCGGGGUUUGGCUGCGAUUCGGACCCUCGGACACACUUGGCUUUCACUUUCACCUUUAUUCCAUGAAACGUGUGAUUUUGGGUAGAAUUCCUGUCUCCUCUCCACCUCCACCACACGUCGUCAGUGGGCUCCCACCCGCACAAAUCCUUCCCCACUCCCUCCUGCUCCCUCUCCAGUGCUUUUACAUGGGAUGGAGCACACACCAACUCACCCUGUGCCGCUCCAUGACCCCACAUUCACACAGCCACCAUCUCACCAUCUCUCCGUGCCUUAUCAUUGCCCAGCCCAGUUCAGGGUGGUGGCACCGAGCCUCCAUGUCACUGCCAUCGUGGGACAGGACGUCGUGCUGCGCUGCCACUUGUCCCCUUGCAAGGAUGCUGGGAGCUCAGACAUCAGAUGGAUCCAGCACCGGUCCUCUGGCCUUGUGCACCACUACCAAAAUGGAGUGGACCUGGAGCAGAUGGCGGAAUAUAAAGGGAGGACAGAACUGCUCAGGGAUGGUCUCUCUGAUGGAAACCUGGAUCUGCGCAUCACAGCUGUGAGAUCCUCUGAUAGUGGCUCGUACAGCUGUGCUGUGCAAGAUGGUGACAAUUAUGCAGAAGCCGCGGUGGACCUGGAGGUGUCAGAUCCCUUUUCUCAAAUCGUCCAUCCCUGGAAGGUGGCUCUGGCUGUGGUCAUCACACUUCUGGUUGGGUCAUUUGCUGUCAUCAUUGUUUUUCUCUAUAGAAAGCAAGGUGAGCUGAGAGCGGAGGGGAUGGAGCACAGGGAGGUGUUGUGCAGGGACAGGGAUGGUCGGGGUGGUGCUGAGCUCUGAUCCGUGGAGGCACACGGGAGGAGGAUGGGAGAUUUUUACUGGGAUUCCCAGGGUCAUUAAAUAACAUUUGCCUUUCUUCUUGGGAACGAAGGAAGGGAAAAAGGAAGGGUGGAAAGAUAGGAACUUGGAUGGACCGUGGGGCAGGUGGAAAGGUCCAGACCCUCUGCAGACGUCCCCACAAACCAAGCUGCCCUGCUCACCACCUCUUCCUCUGCUUUGUUUUGCAGCUGCACAGAUCAAAGUGCUGAGUGAGUCCUUCCAGCCCCUUCCCCACCAAAGUCCCUUUAAUGGAGCUGAUAGAAGACUGCAGAGUGCUGGGUUUAUGUGAUGGGUUGGGACCAUGGGAUCUUUGGGGCCUUGGGAUGUGUUGUACUGUGAGAUGAACAGGGGUUAUGGGAGGAAAUGCGGUAAUUGGAUGUGUGCAUCCUGACUCAUCCAUUUGCAAAACUUUUGCCCAAUCGGUUUCUUCCUAUUGCUUUAAUUCUUUCUUGGGAUCAAAGCGGCCACUGUCCUCUUCAGAUAUCAAAAGGGUUAAGGUCGGGGGGUGGGAGCAGCCAUGGGAUGAGAAGGUGCUCCCUCUGACCAUACAUUUUCUUUGCUUCUAUUUUGCAGAGAAAAAAGACACAUUGUUGGGUAAGUGUCCUUCCUCACUCUGAGGGAAUUCGGGGUCUCCCCAAAUUGGCAUCAGCCAUGGGAUGAGCAGCUGUCCCCUCUGACCGUGCACUGCUCUGCUCUUUCUUUUCCAGCGGAUCAAGCUUUGACAGAGGGUGAGUUCUCUUUCACAAAUCAAAGUACUUAAGUUCUUCCCAUGGGAAGCGGUUCACUCUGAUCAUCAGUUGCUAUUGUGUUUGCUAUUGUGUAAAAUUCCUUCUUAAGACCAAAGUGCUCAUUGGCCACUUCCCAGAACAAGAUUUGGGGUCUGGGUUAUGGGAGUAGCCAUGGGAUGAGAAAUUGUUCCCUCCCACCAUGCAUUUCCUUUGCUUUUGUUUUGCAGAGAAAAAAGAUGCAGUGUUGGGUAAAUCUCCUUUCUCAAAGUGAGGGAAUUCAGGGUCUCCCCAUGGCAUCAGCCAUGGGAUGAGCACCUGUCCCCUCUGACCCUGCACUGCUCUGCUCUUUCUUUUCCAGCCGCUCAAGCUCUGACAGGCGGUGAGUUUUCUUCCACAUAUCAAAGUACUGAGGUUCUUCCCACGGGAAGCCGUUCUCUGUAAUCAUUUGUUCCUAUGGUGUUUGCUUCUUCCUCCAUGUCAGUAAGAUUACUUCUUAAGACCAAAGUGGCCAUUGGCCACUUACAGAAUACAAAGAUCUGUGGUCAGGGUUAUGGGUAUAGCCAUGGGAUGAGCAGCUCUCCCCUCUGACCCUGCACUGCUUUUUCUUUUACAGCACAACAAGCUGAAGCACUGGGUGAGUUUUCUUUCUCAAAUCAAAUAACUUUGGGUUCUCUCAUGGGAAGCUGUUCUCUCUGAUUAUCAAUUGCUAUUGGGAUUGCUUUUUCCUUCAGACUAGAUUUAUUCCUUCUAAGACCAAAGUGGCCAUUGGCUACUUAUAGAAUACAAAGAUCUGUGGUCAGGGUUAUGGGUAUAGCCAUGGGAUGAGCAGCUCUCCCCUCUGACCGUGCUCUGCUCUGCUUUCUUUUCCAGCACAACAAGCUGAAGCACUGAGUGAGUUUUCUUUCUCAAACCAAAUAACCUUGGGUCUUCCCAUGGGAAGCUGUUCUCUCUGAUCAUCAGUUGCUUUUGUGUUUGCUUCUUCCUCCAAGUAAGCAAAAUUGCUUCUUAAGACCAGAGGGGUCAUUGGCCACUUCCCAGAACAAAAUAUUUGGGGUCUGUGUUAUGGAAGUAGCCAUGGGAUGAGAAAUCGCCCCCUGUGACCAUGUAUUUCCUUUGCUUUUUUUUUGCAGAGAGAAAAGAUGCAGAGUUGGGUAAGUCUCCUUCCCCACCUGGAGGAAUUCAGGGUCUCCCCAAGGCAUCAGCCAUGGGAUGAGCAGCUCUCCCCUCUGACCGUGCACUGC